Messenger RNA from Nycticebus coucang (slow loris), 776 nucleotides. Its product is annotated as transmembrane protein 192-like. The record is from RefSeq and is a predicted model, not a curated record. The coding region runs from base 63 to 761 and encodes 232 amino acids. The transcript has a single exon. NCBI's taxonomy places the organism in Eukaryota, Metazoa, Chordata, Mammalia, Primates, Lorisidae. Gene Ontology annotation, cellular component: lysosomal membrane; late endosome.
CGUGGCUCCUACACACAGAUGGAGGCCCAGCCAGCUGGGGCCUCAAGCUCCGGCAUCCGGAAAUGGCAGCUGGCAGCAGGAUGGAGGAUGGCUCCUUGGAGGUCACCCAGAGUGUUGAAGAUGACCCUCUUCUGGAUGCCCAGCUUCUCCCACAUUACUCACUGCAUGCUCACUUCAGACCCAGGUUCCGUCCUCUCCCUAUAGUCCUCAUCGUCAAUCUUCUGCUCUUCAUACAUGUUGUAUUUGUUAUUUUAGCAUUUUUAACAGGUGUGCUCUGUUCUUACCCUGAUCCAAAUGAGGACAAGUGUCCAGGAAACUACACCGACCCACUGAAAGUUCAGACAGUCGUCAUCCUGGGAAAGGUCAGUUUGUGGGUUCUCCAUUUACUUCUUGAAUGCUACAUCCAGUAUCACCACAGCAAAGUGAGAAAACCAGGCUAUAACUUGAUCUACCAGUCGACGCGGCAUCUUAAGAGACUUGCACUCUUGAUACACUCUGCUGGCAACACGGCGCUUCUGCUCAUCCAGUGUGUGCAGCACUCCCUUCCCGAGCCCAGCAGACUGUACCUGGACCUCAUUUUUGCUGUCCUGGCCCUGGAACUGAUCUGUUCCCUCGUGUGUCUGCUCAUUUACACAGUGAAAGUCCGAAAAUUUAAUAAAGCCAAACCACAACCUGAUGUACUUGAAGAAGAAAAAAUCUAUGCUUACCCUAGCAAUAUUACCUCAGAGACUGGAUUCAGCUGUGGUGAAACUAAGUCUUAAAUCAUCAGACACGAG